This is a messenger RNA of Caenorhabditis elegans, 912 nucleotides long. It is a transcript of the gene srsx-33, whose product is annotated as G-protein coupled receptors family 1 profile domain-containing protein. Bases 1 to 912 code for a protein of 303 amino acids. NCBI's taxonomy places the organism in Eukaryota, Metazoa, Nematoda, Chromadorea, Rhabditida, Rhabditidae. The transcript is spliced from 5 exons. Gene Ontology annotation, cellular component: membrane. Gene Ontology annotation, biological process: G protein-coupled receptor signaling pathway; signal transduction. Gene Ontology annotation, molecular function: G protein-coupled receptor activity. The record is from RefSeq and is marked reviewed.
AUGCCUGAAAUUUCUCCACUCUUGAUUCCAAUCGCUUUGUUCUAUUUAUUAUGUGCACUUGUUUCGAUGGCUGGGAACAUUGUGAUGGUUGUGUGCUUUCUGAAGGAACGGAAGUUCAAUUCACCAUGUCAUUACUUGAUAACAUUAACAUGUAUAGCUGACAUGCUCCAUCUUUGCGGGCACUUUGUGUUCAAUUUUCAACUGUUUUAUCAAGGCCCUGGCUCCCAAGAGCUUUGUUUCUGGCUUCUCCUACCAUCUACGAUUGGUUUACUAAUGAGUGGUCCACUUCUACUUUCAAUGGGAAUUGAUCGUUUAAUAGCUUGUCAGCUACCUGUAUUCUACCGUCAACUAUGUUCUAGACCAAGUUUCUAUCUUUGCAUCCAACUAUCAUUUCCAAUAAUUUACACGUCUUAUAUCACUGUUAUAUCAUUUCUUCAACGAGAUUCUGAAACCAUGGUCAUUUGUCAAGUUCCACUUGCCAUGUCAGGAAAUUCAUUUGAGCUGUUCAAUCAAGGAGGUCUUCUGAUCAAUGUGGCAGUAGUUUUAAUUUACUUUACAACUUAUAUAAAAUUGAAAAAAGUUACCGCUAAUGCCUCUCAAUUGAAGACCGUAUUCAAAUCAAUUUUGUAUACCGUAAUUUUUGUAAUUCUUGGCUGGUGCACUGUGACCGUAGUCAACAUUGGAUGUAUACAUUUAGUGGAAAAUAUUGAGAAUCAACACAUCAUUUCUAUCUACGCUGGAAUUGGACUAAACUUGGCAUGUGUUAGCAAUGUUUUUGUUUUUUACACUAUAAAUUCGGAAUAUCGAUCAGCAAUCAGAAAACUUAUUGGAAAAGUAGAUCUUGCGAAGAUAAAACCAACAACGAGUAUUGUCAAGAGUACAACAAGGCAAAACAUGAGUGGAAAAUACUAA